Varanus komodoensis (Komodo dragon) is the source of this 4843-nucleotide messenger RNA. RefSeq names its product nucleolar protein 8 (gene NOL8). Bases 333 to 3782 code for a protein of 1149 amino acids. Gene Ontology annotation, molecular function: RNA binding. The record is from RefSeq and is a predicted model, not a curated record. The transcript is spliced from 17 exons. NCBI's taxonomy places the organism in Eukaryota, Metazoa, Chordata, Lepidosauria, Squamata, Varanidae.
UUUCGGGGUGGGAGUGUCAGGGACCGACCUGACUUUCUCUUGCGGGCUGAUUGCGGGCACGUCAUUCAGAAGGAAGCUUCGUCGAGCGAAUAAGCUAAGGACUGUAGGAGGAAGUCCGCUUAUGAGAGCAGCUUUAAUUCGGACCAUCCGAGCGCUCAAAUGCAGCAACCGCCGCUGUGUCGCGCUUCACUUUUCCCUCCCUGGUCAAAACGUCAGAAGCAGUUGCGAGUUACCAUUUCGAAAGCAGACGCUUAGGGCUCGCUCUUCCAAGCUGGAAAAGCCAUACCUGUAAGAGGACAUGAUAGACUAGCACAUUUGCUGAAUUUUUUAAUAUGGAGCAAGCUGCAGUUACAAAGCGACUAUAUGUUGGAGGACUUGGCCAUACCAUUUCUGAAGCUGAAUUACAGGAAAGAUUUGGCAAGUUUGGAACUGUUAAAGAAACAGAAAUUGUGACCCGGAAGGAUGAACAUGGAAAUCCUACAAAAACCUUUGCAUAUAUCAACAUCACCCUGUCAGAAAAAGAACUCAAACAAUGUAUAUCUGUUCUAAAUAAGACAAAAUGGAAAGGGGGGAUGCUACAAAUAGAAUUAGCCAAAGAGAGCUUUUUGCACAGACUAGCACAGGAACGUCAAGAGGCAAAGAUAAAAAGGGAAAAAGAAGACAGUAAUGGUAGGGCCAGCAUUACCGAAUCGAUGAAGAAGUCUGGAGUUGUAGAUUUUAAUUUGAAAGCAGUACCAGGAACAGAAGUGCCCAACCAUAAGAACUGGGUUGUUGGCAAAUUCGGCAGAGUUUUACCCAUCCUCCACCUGAAAAGUCAACACAAAAACAAAAUCAUAAAAUAUGACCCUUCCAGAUAUUGCCAUAAUAUAAAAAAACUGGAUCAAGACCUUCCUGAAACAGUUUCCAUUUCCCAGCUUACUUGGCAUCUGGAAGAAGGUGAUGAUAUCAUAAGUAAGAAACGGCAAGGACAGUUUCCUGUAACCAAGAAGCCACCUAAAAAGAAAAUGAAAGUACAAGACAAGGAUAGUUUAAGCAGGACAGAACUGAAUUCAUGUUGUCAGUUUUCAUCAGGAGCAACAAACAGAGCCCAAGCAAAAGUGGUUCAAAACCAAACACCUGAUACAAAAAAGCAAAGCAAAGAGUGCUUUGUAGCUCAGAGGCUUGGAACUGGUUUAACAUCUUACAGGAAUAUGAAUAAAUUGUCUGACAAUGCUAUGGAUUCUGAAGAAGAAGAAGAAAUCAGAGCCAUCAUAACACGAGAAAAAGAAGUGCUCAAAGAUAAUCAUGGUACUGAACCUGAAGAUAAUGUGGAAAUUGUCGGAGACGAGUUUGAGCUGAAAUAUAAUACUCAUUGGUCUGUACAAAAAGCUUAUGAUGUCAAGGCAGCAUGUAAUGGCAUGGUAAGGACUGAUGAAAAUGAAUCCAGUUAUGAUUCAGCUGACACAGAUGAAAUUAUAGCAGUGACUAGAAUGCCAAAUAGGAAAAAUACUGAUGCUCUAAAGGGACCUAAGGCAGGCAACAAAGGAAUGGAUGGCACGUCUGAGAAAGGCAUAUUAACGCAUGGUGCAGGUUCUAGAUCUUCUGACUCAAAUGGGUUAAUACUUGAUAAACAAAAAGUGCAAGAAGGAUCAGUGCCUGAAAAAGCAAGAUAUACUACGGCUGCUCAGAUUCCUGAACAGAGCAGUGUCAAUAAUAAAUGCAAGUCUGAGGACGGCGAAAGUUCUGAUUCAUCUGUUGGCACAAGUGAGCCUGAUGGUGAUUAUGAAGCAGUGAUGCAGAGCUGCUUCAGACUUGAUCUUACAUUAGAAGACUUGGAGAGAUUAGCCAGUGAAAAGAUCGACACUACAGAUGAAGAUGAUACGGGAAGUAACCAAAGCAAUAUUCAGUGCAGCAACAAUGCAUCUCCCAUUAAUAGUACUAGCAGUAAUAUAAAGAAAAACACAAGUAGCCCUACUCUGAAAAAAUACAUCUGCCCAGAGGAAAUUGUUUCCGCCCUUCUAGAAGAGAGUUCUGAUGAAGAUAAUCCAAAGAAAAAACAUGUAAAGCCGAAAGUUCAGCCUUUCAGAGGAAUAGGGUCCCUAAAUAUGAAACUGACUAAGAAUGAAUUAGGCACACAAAAAGGUAUAGCUAAUCAGACUACUUCUAACCCUGUUCAUCUAGACAUUCUGAAAAAUGUUACAAGCCCUCGGAGCUCAGACUCUGCAAGUGAAAGGGUUAAUCACAAAUCACUUUCACUAAAAGAAAUUAAAUCAGACUCUCACAAAGAAAGUCGUUUAUUAAAACCUGACAUUUCUGACACUUCCAGUGCAGAAGCUGGCAAAGUGGAAAGCAGUGAUGUGAGUGUCACAUCUAAAGAAAAGCAAUCCAAAAAUGUCAAAUCACUUUCCAAGAGAUCCAGAGUAGAAUCUCCCAUUGAAGUUUCCAGUCUUGUACAGAGUAAGAAUUUAAGUAGUCCUCUGAAAAAGGAAGCAGCCUUUCUGGACUCUGUAAAUACUACAAGCAAGUCAGAUACAAAGGCAAAACAGCUGCAGGAUAAUGAAAGACGGCUGACAGCUCUGCAGGAGAGGCAAAAAGAACGAGAACUGCAGAAGAAACUUAUCCAUGGAGCUUUGACCAGUGUGGAAACGCGAUCAACAAAUAAGCAGAAACAUAUAGUAUUUGAUUCAGACAGUGAAAAUGAACAAGUAGUCUCUAAGGAAGGAUGUUCAGGAGAGCCGCUGGGAAAAGGAUUCACCACUAAAACAUCUGGGAAGUUGUUUGAGAGCAGUGAGGAAGACUCAGAUACUGCCGAUGAAGAAGACAGAUUCAGAAUCAAACCUCAAUUUGAGGGUAAAACUGGUGAGAAGCUUUUGCAUUUGCAGUCACGAUUUGGCACAGAUGAAAGGUUCCGUAUGGAUGCUCGCUUCCUGGAAAGUGACAGUGAACAAGAAGAUGAAUCAAAUAAAUUGGAAAUGGAUAAAGAGGAAGAACUCACUUUAGAAAAAAAGAAAAAUCUUGAGAUCUUGCAAAGUCUUCUGCAUAUUGGUGUAGAACCUCCCAAACCUAGCAAGCUAACUGCAAAUACCAGAAAAUUCAAAGAUAUGAAUACUGUACGCUAUGACCCUACCAGGCAAGAACAUGCAGUGUUUGAACGAAAGCCAGAAAAAACUGAAAAAGAGAGCAAAGCUAAAACAAAGAAGAAGAAGGAGGAAGUUCAAAAACUGCCUGAAGUGUCUGGAGAAAUAUUUUACAGUGUUGCUGUGGAUUUGAAAGAGGUAUUUGGAUCUAAAAAAUGUGAUGGAAAAACAGCAUACAUACCAUGGGACAAGCAUGAAGAUGUGAAACAAGCAAAUCCAGCUGAUGCAGAGGCGUUAACAUUCAGUGCUGGUGGAAAUGACAAAGAAGAAGAAAAUAGUGGCUUUGCUUUCUCUUUUUUUGGUGCUGAAGAGGAAAGUUCACCUAUGAAAGAAGAACCCUAUGUGAUUGAAACAAUAAAGCCUUCAAGAGUCACAUGGCAAGAAGAUCCACGUUUUCAGGAUAGUAGUUCAGAAGAUGAUCCAGAUGAUCCAGAAGUAGUUGAAAGCAAAGAUGUUACGGAAAUGUCUUCAGCUGUACCACACUCAAACAUUAGAUUUUUCUUCUUCUCCAAAGAUGAUAUUAGAUUAAAAGAGGGCCCAAAGCUCUUCUGCAAAUCCUCCAACACUGAUGAAGAUGCAGAAGACUGGGAAAGCAGGCGCCAAAUGUUACUUGAGGAUUGUCGGAAGAAACAUAAAGAUGCAAGAAGGAAAGUUAAAGCAAAAUAAUGAAAACAAUGAUUCUGCUCUUCAGCAGGAACGGUGGACACGCUUGCAUUCAACAGUGGGAAAAUGGAAGGUGUGGCAGGAAACGCACUUACAGAUGAUUAAAAAUAUAAAUUGAUGCUGUUUAUGCAAAAUGUUGUGAAAUCAGAAUAGGCUCUAACUGUGCAGUAUCUGUAUUGUACCAUAUGGACAAUUUCCAUUUCCUUCCAACCCUUGUUCAUAGGUUUUUUGUUUGAGGAAGAUUCUUAAGCUACAGGAAAACCUGCUAUGAGUGUUGAGUGUAGUCCUUCGCUUAGCUAGUGGCAAUAAUAAAUUAAACAAUCCUGCAGAAAACUUGAAAAGGACUAAGGUUAGAUUAUGUAUGUAUUUACGUAUGUUUAUUAUUACUCUUACAAUGCUUUGAGCCUUUAUGCUACACUUGGAAAGGGAAGCAUUUCUGGCAAAACACAUACAGGUUUCACACCCCCUUCAAGGGCAGAUCAAAGAACAGAUAGAUAUUGUAAAUUAAUACUUAUUUCUAAGAAGUAGCUGUAGAACAGUUUGGCUGAGGAGCAAUGACAACAAAAGUCAAAAACUUGGAUAAUGUAAGAUCUUACAAUAGAACAAGUGCAAUUACACCGAUGGAGGAAAGAGGUAAUGUUUAUGUUUGUAUUUGAUAGAUUAGAUGUAUUUGUACAGUUAUAUACAAUCAGUCAUAUUGUACUGGGGUGUUAUUUCGGGAUGCUUCAUAUUAUUAUUAAAUUUAUUUUUGUAUCUUGAAAGACUUGGUCCAUAUUAAAACUAAACUUUUUGUUAAUGCAGUCCUGCUACUGUAGAAAAAAGGCCCACACACCUCAGUUUCACUUGUUUAGCAUAAAUAUAUUUUGUUGGACUACUAUACAGCAAUUCAAAGCCAUCAGUAUGUGAGCAUGUUCAUUGACAUCAGUGGGAUGAAUCACACUUUUUGGUGAGAUUCAAUCUUCUGGAGUAGAUUAGAGUCACCCAAUUUUGAGAGACUAAUUUUCUCACUGACUAAAUGUGCUAUUUUAAUAAAGCAAAAUAGCUGGUUUUUUUAUAAAAUAAAA